This is a messenger RNA of Coffea eugenioides, 1809 nucleotides long. RefSeq names its product transcription factor ABORTED MICROSPORES. Gene Ontology annotation, molecular function: protein dimerization activity; DNA-binding transcription factor activity; sequence-specific DNA binding. Gene Ontology annotation, biological process: regulation of DNA-templated transcription. Gene Ontology annotation, cellular component: nucleus. The record is from RefSeq and is a predicted model, not a curated record. The transcript is spliced from 8 exons. The coding region runs from base 1 to 1809 and encodes 602 amino acids. Lineage: Eukaryota; Viridiplantae; Streptophyta; Magnoliopsida; Gentianales; Rubiaceae.
AUGAACCUAGUCCAGAACUUCACAGAACGGUUGAGGCCGAUAUUGGGCUUGAAAAGUUGGGAUUACUUUGCCAUUUGGAGGUUGACUGAAGAUCAAAGGUCUCUUGAGUUGGUGGACUGCUGCUGUGCUGGAACUGAGAAUAUCCAUAGUGGUGAAGAACUUUUCCCUCUUUCUCCUUCCCUUCCUUGCAGAGAUGUCAUCUAUCAGCAUCCAAGAACCAAAGCCUGCGAUUUGCUAGCACAGCUACCUUCUUCAAUUCCUCUGGAUUCUGGCUGCGGCAUGUAUGGAGAGACUUUGAUGUCUAACCAGGCCAGAUGGUUGAACUUCUCGCCUAACGUGGAUUCGUCCCUUUCUGGAAAUUCAAUGGGAACGAGAGUUUUGACUCCGGUACCUGGUGGACUGGUUGAGUUUUAUGUUGCUAAGCAGGUACCUGAGGAUCAAGAAAUUAUUGAAUUUAUUACGGCUCAGUGCAACAUCUCUUUGGAGCAGCAGUCCAUAUUCAUUCAUGCAGACACAAUUCACUCAAGCUUCUCAGCAAAUGUGGAUGGGCUUCAUGCAGUUGAAGGAAGUGACGGAAAGGCCUCAUGCAAAAUUUUCAGUUCACCAGUUAAUCCCUCUACGGGGAAACAAACCCUGGAGCUGCCUUCUGAUGUAUCCAUGGAUCAAAUACACUUGAACCAUUCUCCAUUGAAUAUCGCGCAAGCCUUUAGUUAUAUUUCGGAUAAUGCCGGAAGCAAGAAUGAUACGAUGUUCUAUGAGGGAACACAUGAAUUGAAUACUUUUACAUCUUCCAUGGAAAAUGGAAUCCAGGAUAUGGAGGCAGCAUUGCAGAAGCACAUGAUGAGCCAAUCAGGAAACAUGCUUAUGCAAAUGAUGGAACCCUUACCUAACAAGGAAGAUCAAGGUAAUGAAAAUGAUUCUUACAAACAGGAGAAUGGUCCUUCUAAUUCAGUCUCUGACAGUGAUCCAAAUGAUGAUGAGGAUGAUGCCAAGUAUAGAAGGAGAACAGAAAAGGGACAAUCCAAAAAUCUUAUGGCUGAGAGGAAGCGUAGAAAGAAGCUUAAUGAUAGGCUCUACGCCCUCCGUGCCUUGGUCCCUAAAAUUUCAAAGUUGGAUAGAGCUUCCAUACUUGGGGAUGCAAUUGAGUAUGUGAAGGAAUUACAGAAGCAAGUAAAAGAUCUCCAGGAUGAGCUUGAAGAGAACUCAGACGAUGAGGAUCCGAGGAACUCUGGAAUAACCAAUAAUCCAAACAUUCUCCCACCAAAUGUGUUUCAGGGAAAUGGGAUGAACUUUGGAGUAUAUAAAUCUGAGCAUGAAACUACCUCAAAUGGAAAUCAUAAGAGAAUAUCAGGUAAUGGUGGCACGGAUCUGUCAAGUCAGGAACCGGAGAAUAUUGCUGAUAAGGUGCAGCAAAUGGAGCCACAAGUGGAAGUUACACAACUGGAUGGGAAUGAGUUCUUUGUCAAGGUAUUUUGUGAGCAUAAACCAGGUGGAUUUGUUAGGUUGAUGGAAGCCUUGAAUUCAAUUGGUUUGGAAGUCAACAAUGUAAAUGCAACCAGACACACAUGCCUAGUGUCAUACAUCUUUAAAGUGGAGAGAAAGGACAGUGAAAUGCUCCAGGCAGAUCAUGUUAGGGAGUCCUUGCUCGAACUAACUCGAAAUCCAUCUAGAGGGUGGUCUGAUAUGGCUAAAGCAUCAGAAAAUGAAGACAAAAUGGAUCUUUACCAACUCCACCACCACCACCACCACCAUUCCCGCCUUCACAACCACCAAAUCAAUUCUCACCACCUCCAACAUCUGCAUAACUAA